Messenger RNA from Paramisgurnus dabryanus, 3990 nucleotides. NCBI's taxonomy places the organism in Eukaryota, Metazoa, Chordata, Actinopteri, Cypriniformes, Cobitidae. The record is from RefSeq and is a predicted model, not a curated record.
ACAGUCAGGAAGUGAUCUUUUGCCGAUUUUUAUGUCUUUUAAACUAUCCGACGACACAUUUACUACAUGUUUUAAACCCGUUUUGAUCGUGUGUAGAUAACUGAGGUAUUUUGUAUUUACUUUAAUACGGUAUCUAUAAUUUACUGUCGUCGCCUGUAUGUUACGAUGGUUAACUGUUAACUCAUCAUUUUUAACUAAUGAAUGAACUGGACACAUUUCAUCCGCAACAAACUCUUUCACGCGAGUUGUACCCUUACUUUAUGCAAAAUUAGACGUAUUAACGUAUCGACGGAUAAUCGAUUUUAUUUUAAUCUUUGUGUUUGAAAGGUUCCAGCCGGUAUAAAGGUUCCGCGCGAUAUAAAGCUUGAAUACAUAUGCUGUUAAGGGUCAAAUAAAAUAAAAUUGUAUUUAUUUAACCAUCAUGGAUUAUGUAAACACCGCCAGAUCAGUCGAAGAUCGACUCUUGUGCUACAGAAAAGACGAAUCGGGAUGGAAAAUAUGCAAGAAAACUAAUGAUGUUGUGGUGUGUUGGAGACCUUCUUGUGAAUUUUCAGGAUACGUGUAUAAGGGAGAAGGGAUUGUCAAUGCCAGUCCGGAAAAAGUGUGGGACUGCUUGAAACCAGAAAUCAAUGGUUUUCGUGUAAAAUGGGACAGUAAUCUUAAAAAGUUUGAGCUAGUUGAGCAGGUGUCUGCGGACGUUAGAAUCUGUCGAACUGUCACGCCGUCGGCUGCCAUGGGCAUUAUAUCACCUCGAGACUUUGUUGAUGUCGUUUCUAUCAAACGUUAUGAAGAUGGCACAGUUUCAUCAAAUGCUACAAACGUAUGCCAUCCCAACUGUCCUCCGCAGCCGGGCUACGUCAGAGGCUUUAAUCACCCGUGUGGCUGUUUUUGUGUUCCAGUUCCUGGGGAACCUGGCAAAACCCAGCUGUUCAGUUUCUUUCAGACCGAUCUUGGAGGUUUGCUCCCUCGCUCGGUUGUUGAUUCAUUUUUCCCCAGUAGUAUGGUGGAGUUUUACAACAACCUGAGCAAAGCGCUAAAAACGUUAAAAUAACACAGGCUACACUUAUGAUCACCCUUUAAACAUAAAUUAGACUCUUUUAUCAAUUCAACGCACUUUGCAUUUAAUCAUGCUUUAGUGAAAUUAGAUUUUCGAUUCGUCCAAUAGCCUAAAUGUUUAAAACAUUGUUUUGUAGGGAAUAAUAGAAAGUUUUGUUUACCAUUCAACUCGUAAUCUAAAACUUAGAGAUUAAAGCAAUGCACAAAUAUUUAUCCACUUCAGUGGGUUUGCAAGCCUCACAAAUCCAUAUCCUCACUUUCUGCCGCAAUUCAGGAGUGUCGGACGGUAACUCUACAGUGAUCAUAGCCUUUGAACCUAUAAUGCUUGCUAUAGGCGGCACACUGGGUUUUGGGAAAGAGGCGAGCCAGUAUUUUACAAGAGCCAUAUCUUGAAUUUCAGGUACAUUCAAUGCAGUUGUCUUUUGAAGGGCACCUAUUAUGCCCAUUUUUACAAGUCUCAGGUGUGCCCAGAAUGUGAAGUGUGAAGGUUUAGCUCAAAAUACCCCACAGAUCAUUUGUUAUAUCAUGUCAUAAAUGUCUCUAUUUGGGGGUGGGCAAAACGUGCUGUUUUCGUGUCUGUACCUUUAAAUGCAAAUGAGCUACAACUCCUCACUCCUUAACCAACAGACAGUGAGCGCUUUCAGUUAAAAUAGAUCUGAUACCUGUGAAGACAAUACUACCUAACUAACUUGAAAAGGGUGGAAACUGAUAAUGCAGGACUGUCAGUCAGUGGCUGUGGGCGGGGCUUUAUCAGUGUGACCUCACAUUGAUAAGCGAAUCAAAACAGCAUGUCUAAUAAGAGUGAUUAAAAAGAGUGGGUGUUUUUUUAUUGUAGAGUGGUUGUGUUCACACACUGCCAACACACAUUUAUGUCCAAACACCUUGUAAAAGUGGAUUUUGCAUAAUAGGUGCCCUUUAAGAUUAUAAUGCAUACUUUUAGUAUUGUCACAGAUCUUUUAAGAAUUCCAGUUGCUUUAAGGUUUACACUAAAUAUUUGAUGUACUGUAUGUUCAAGACUGACAAAAUGGACCAGAACAAUCAUGACAAGAAUUCUGAAAUGAGAAUUCGUAAUUUUAGGAAUUUAAAAUAAGAAAACAACAUAUGUUUAUAUGUUAAUCUAAAUAAUCCAAUUCAAAUUCCAGUAGACCAUUCAAUUUGAAUUAUCAUUAAAUGACUUGAAGAGCUUAAAUGCAAAACCCUCUAAAGGCCGAAGUAUGGUCAAUUUUUUUAAAAAGCUCACAAGGGUCCACGUACGGUGCGAGUGACAGAUUGUUGAAACAUUCACGCAUCGCUCACACAUGCGCUUACAGGAUAAUGUAAUAUAGCCCAAGAGAGGCACUACGUUUUGUUGAAAAUGUGCAUCUGUGUACAUUUAAAAAACAAACUAUUCUCCAGUCUUUUUUCUUGUAAAAAAGCAUUUUUUAAUCUCUAAAGGGGAUCGCACACUGGCCGCGCAGCUCAGCGUCGCGCCGCGUCGUGUCUAGGACAACUCGGAGGUAUUGUAAACCGGAAGUGCACAUUAAAUAGUGCGAGCUUCGUCAGAUAGCGUCUACUUCAAAAUGCAAAAUAUACGUUUGCAGCCAAUGUUAAUCGUUAAUGAUUUGGGACAAAAUAGGAUGUUAUUUAAUGUUAAACUAUGUGAGUGGCGCUGUGUGGCGCGACAGGGAUUUGAGCAAUUUCCUGAGUCACAGCUGGGCGGUGCGAACAGGCGCCACCUGGCGGCGCCUGUGUGCGUAUACUCAUAGAAACAAUGUGUUCGAUUUUUUUUUUAGAACGGCGCGGCCGGUGUGCGAUCCCCUUUAGGGUCAGUUUCCCAGACAGGGUUUAGAUUAAUCCAGGACUAGGCCAUAAUCAUAUUAGGAUGUUUAACUCUUCGCUGCCAGCCAGCGCCAGCCCCAAAAAAGUUGCCAGCCGGCACCAGCAUCUUUCAUGAUUUUCACAAAAGUUUAAUGCCUUCCAGAAAAUGUUCUUCUUUAAAUAUAUAAACAUACAAUAUAUCAAAUGAAAGAACAGACCCUCUGCUUUCAAACAAAAGAAGAAAAAACAUUCUACCUUAAUUCGUUCUCUUGUAAUCACCUCACAAAUAUACAUAGGUUUCUUAAAAACACCAAAAUUUUAAGCAAAAAGCUGAGAUAAUUCAAUUUUUGUGUAGGACUUUUGAUAGAGAUCCCAUAAAACGCGAUCCUCAAAACGUACACUGAGUUCUUACUGUUAUGUUGCGUUAAAAAAUGCGCUAUUCUCACUUAGUUGGACGCUUGAACAUUUGAGUUCACUCACUUUUUUUUGCACAUGAAAGCAUGCAUGAAAUGUUAGUCAUUCUAGAAAAUACACACGGAAAUUCGCGUCAUGGGAGGGGCUUCUGCGACUCCGAGGAGACUCCGCCACACCGCUCGCUUCUUGUAAUCUUGUCACUACUACAGCAAGGUCCGGAUUGGUUAACGCGGCGCGGAAUUCAACUCUCAAUUCGCGUGGAACGUUCCGCGCGUUAAUAAUCCGCGUGUAAUCGCGUCUUUGCAUUGACUUAACAUGUAAAUCACCCGCGCUUGCCGCCUCUACCGCGGCUGGUGUAAACGCAGCAUUACACGUGAGUCGUUACUUCCAGAUUGCUUAAGUUGCGGAAAAGCACCUCCUGGUGGAUAAUAGCGGAAUUGCGGAAAGCCCGAAAUACUCAACAUUAGGGGCGGCGAGGAAUUCAACUCUCAAUUCGCGUGGAACGUUCCGCGCGUUAAUAAUCCGCAUGUGAUCGCGUCUUUGCAUUGACUUAACAUGUAAAUCACCCGCGCUUGCCGCCUCUACCGCGGCUGGUGUAAACGCAGCAUUACACGUGAGGCGUUACUUCCAGAUUGCAUAAGUUGCGGAAGAGGACCGCCCGGUGGAUAAUAGCGGAAUUGCGGAAAGCCCGAAAUACUCAACAUUAGGGGUGUGCCGGUUUCA